Molecule: messenger RNA, 11915 nt
Organism: Aphanomyces astaci
Lineage: Eukaryota; Oomycota; Saprolegniomycetes; Saprolegniales; Verrucalvaceae
Exons: 3
Coding region: 57-11855 (3932 amino acids)
Biological process (GO): protein deubiquitination involved in ubiquitin-dependent protein catabolic process
Cellular component (GO): cytoplasm; nucleus
Molecular function (GO): K63-linked polyubiquitin modification-dependent protein binding; cysteine-type deubiquitinase activity; calcium ion binding
Source: RefSeq, a predicted model, not a curated record
CGAUUGAUCCUUCAUUCGUCAACGAUCUUCUCGACCCGAGACGAGAAGAGACGAGGAUGGAUUUGACAGCGGGACGACUAUGGAAGGUAGAUGCAUGCAUUGGUCUCGUGGGAGAUCCGUACAUCGGUGGUACCGAGCUUGAAGGGGGCCAUCUAUCGAACGGGUUGUUGAUGGUGGGGCACUUCUUGGCACAGAUCGACGACGACCGCGUCAAGGCAGUUGCAAAGCACCUGCAAGACGCCGUGGAACUGUCUCGGUCGAAAGCGGGAGAUUCGAAAGAAUUCACGACAGUCCUGGGAACGUUCAAGGACUUUUUGGCCAACAUGCAAGUCGACGUGCCGUACGUGAUCCCCGGUGGGUGGGAGGGCAAGUUGACACGCAAUGCGCUGUUGUACAUUGCCGAGAAGUCAAGCGACAAUACAUACUCCCUCACAAUCUGUAACCGCGGGCCAGGCAUCGAGUACCACCCGAGCCACCCUGACCAAUUCAAGGUCAAGGUGCAAGGCAGUGCGACGAUUCAAAGCAUCCCCGCCGCUCGUUUCUUGGACAUGUCGUUUUGGAGCAUGGCAUUCGCGCUGUGGUUGAAAUCUCCUCCAUCCGAGUACCAUCGCGUGGAAACGCUGUACGACGUGUUGCUUCCGUGGCUAGCCGACUCGGUGCUUCCCACGGGCUUUGCCAUCGGCGAGGCUCCCGUCUUCACCACCGCCACGCGCAACAACACUGGAUUUGCCAAGAACGUCGUCGAAGCCGCCAAGUUCCUCAUGCGAAAGCAGGGCCUUCCCCAUGCAACGAUCAAACGCGUCCUGUUCGACCUGCGGUGGGACAUUCUCAAGCAAAUCCAUCAGGAUCUCCUGGUCGUGCAGAACCCGACGCUACCCUUCCACGGCGUGGCCCCCGAGGUCGUCCAAAUCCUCGCAGGUAUCAACCUCAUCGACUCGGUCCACGGCACCCACAACUUGGCUCAGCUCUCGACGGCGUCUGUCGUCGGGCUAUACUUUUCCAGCUCCACAUGCGGCGUCUGCACAACCUUCUCGCCCAAGUUGCACGCCCUCACUCAACACGUGACGAACGCUCGGUUUCCCAUCGUCGUCGUGCCGCUGGACGGCUCCACGGACGAGUUUGCCGCUCAUUUGAACUCUCUGCCUCCGUCGUGGUAUUGUGUUCCCGUCACAGAAGUCGACGCGCGGAAAGCAUUGGUCAAGCUCUUCCAUGUGGCGGCGAUCCCGACGCUGGUUUUGACGGACGCGACGGGCGCCGUCAAGACGCCCUUGGGGGUCCAAGUCGUGCUAGGGGACCCAACAGGAGCGUCGUUCCCGUGGCUGCCGCCGUACGAGCUCCCAAUCGAACGGCUCAGCGACACCGAGGCGACCGUCCUGGACUUCGCCAUCAAGCAAACGGGGCUGGCGGCGCUCAAACAAAACGAUGCGGGGCGACUGGCCACGGACGAGCUCGUGGCGGUGCAAACGCUGCUGCAGUCUGUCGAAAACACCGCCAAACCAUUGCGAGAAAUGCCCCCCCACCGUGUCGCAGACCCGUCGACGCUGACCGAGCAGGUGCCAGUGCUCCCGUUUGAACACUUGGAGCAUUUUCAAACGACCGACGUCGAUGGCUACGCUGGCAACGUGGCCGACGCGACCAUACCUGUGCUCACGAGCAUGCUCGACAUUCCCCACCACGUGUCGACGCUGGCGGAGGCCGCGACGGCCCUGCGACACUGCGAACAGGUGUGCCAAAGCCUCAUGCAUCGAGCAGCCGACGGGUCAUCGUCGUCGCGGGUGGCGCUGCACUACGAGGUCAUCCACGUGAUCACGACGUUGUUUGUCGAGAUUCUGCCCGUGCCGAACCCGUCCGAGGCUGAUUUCUGGCGUGGCGAGAUCACUCAGGCCGCGCAAGUCGACUGCUUGACGCAAAUGCACAAUUUGGUGCUGACGUUUGGUCUGGUGUGGCAAUCCAUCGACCGACCGUCGCGCCACAUGGAUGCCACACGGUCGCUGGCGAGUAUGUGUGCGCUGGCCAUGUACGACGUCCUUCUGCGCAACCUCGCGGUGGACGCGCCGUUGGCCAUGUCAGUGCUGGUCGCGGAAGGGUAUGUGCUGGCGCAUUCAUUUUGCCAGAAUUCGCGGACGUUGGAAGACAUGACGCGGGCCAUGGAGCUGGUCCAGCCGUCGUUUGGCAUCGUGCGGGGCCACGUGUUGGCAUACUUUGCCGGCCGACAAGUGAAGAAUGCCACGCCCGUGUUCGAGUUUCGCAUGCCCGACGAAAAGGUUGAAGUCAAAAAGUACAGCGCCACGAUCACGUUUUUGAGGAAACUCAUGGAAGUGUACGCGUACCCGUUGAUCGACAUGAACGACCAGAACCCGCCAUCCGAAAUGGAGGCGCUGGUGGACUGGCUCACGAGCGACGCCACGCCGCUGGCCCAACAUCACGCCGAGUUUGCACUGACGCGGGACGUUGUGACGAUGGUCAAGUUCCUCGCGACGAUGGAAACCCAGGAAGAUGAGCUCAUGCGACGCCGUACGGGGCUACGACAGUGGCAGAUGUGGUCGCUCACGUUUGACGAAAACACUCGGUUCCGACGCCGGGCGAAUGCAGCAGUGCCCAAGCUCAAGUGGGAGGUGUCGGGGUUCCGGGGCAACGACCAGGACAUUGCAGACAUUGACGUGAGUGGGUUCAACGGUCGCAAGCUGUUUUUUGGCGAAGGUCCGGUGGUGAUCAGCCCCACGGCGCUGCCGGCACUGCUGCACACGUCGGCCGCCGGGAUCACGGAAGAUGACGUUUUACACACCGACACGCUACCCUUGUUUCAAGGCACGCUGUCGUCGGAAGAGUCGGAGUACUUGCUGGGGUACUUGACAGUGCCGUACACGCGCAUCCCGCUGGUGCUCAACUUCUUUGCGUCGCGCGACCGCGUCAUGUACUUGUUCAAUCCGUCGCUGCAGGCGUUGCUGCGCGCAGUGCUGUUUGAAGGAAGCGACUGGGUGUAUCGAGACGCUGCUGCUGCUCCAAGUGAUGACGUCAUCACCCACGUUCCCCUGCGGAAAUCGACGCUGGCGCUGCAGGAAGACGCGCUCGAACAAGCCAUGGACGCCCGCGUGCGCCAUCAAAAGGCCGGCGACCACCUCGGCACGAUGAACGGACUGCUCCUCAACGAACUCACACACAGCCCCGAUGCCACGCUUGGCCCCGUCCUCGUCAUGCUCAGAGCCAUCACCGAAUUGGGCAAUGCGUCCGUGCAUUCAUCCGACGCAAGCUUCCUCCUGUUUAUGAUCCAUCUGGGGGUAGAUGUGAUGCGAUACGUGAGUUAUGCAGCGUUCGAGGGGGCUCCGGAAGGUGUGCGGUCGACGUUGCGCCGCCUUCGCACCGACUUGGCGGGUCAAAUCCAAGGGUUUGGACUAGCGACGCUGGAAAAGUGGCGCGUCGAAGCCGAAGACGCCAACGACCUGCGCACGGCCUGUGUCGUGCACUCGUAUAUUGCGUACAUCCACGUGAACUUGCAUGAGGACGAGUACUCGGUCGAGAACGUGGCCCAGUUGAUGGGAAGUGUGGGGUAUGUGCGCAACUGGCACUGCUUUGGCAUGCGCGUGACGAUCGAUGACGAAGAUGGGAUGCUCUCCAGCGAAGAACGACUGCUGCGGUGGCUACAAGCCCACGGAAUCGACACGAAAAACGUGUCGUUGAGUUCGUUGGAAAAGUACUUGACGGAGCGCCCGCUGUUCCUCAAGGUCGGUAUGGACAUUGUGCAAGCCCCGAAUAUCCUCAAGAAAUCGAGCGACGCGGCGGCGAAAUCGCCCCCGGGGUCUGUGUUGGAGAACGAAAUCUUUGAGUUGCUACAAGCCAAACGGCGGUCUCUUGUCACAUUUCUUGGAAACUUGCCGGCACACGACGUCAACAACGUGCUCAAUACGAUGCUACACAUUGCACUGCGAACGCGUGCGUCGGCCCCGCCUUUGCACACGUGGGAGGUGGAAGCCGCGGGACGGUAUGUGUGUGUGCAAGCGGAAAUGAAGAUCGAUUUCCAAUCGGGGGAGAUUCUGUGGCGAAACGACGAGCUGAAACCGGUGCCCGACUCGAUGGUCCAGUACUCGGACUACCGCCACCAGUUUGGCCAAGAGGCGCUGCAUUGUGGGCUCAUUGCGCGGCAAAGCCACCGGCUGUGGGUGCACAUCAUCGGAACCCCAUUCGAGCUCAUGGAGUGGGACGAACCGACCGAUGACGACCAGGGCGUCGGUACGCCUCAAAAGUACAUUCGCCAACAACCAGCUCCGGAUGUGAAAAUGUACUGGGAGUGCCCUGCAUGUACUUGUGCGAAUUUCAACGGCGACCAGCCACACGCGCGGUGCCAAGUUUGCCAAAGCCCCAAGGAACCGCCGCCUUCCCCGCCGCCGCAGCAAGCUGCCUCCGAUGCCUCUCCCGCCACCAAGGGCUUUGUCGUGCACGACGUUGUAUACAACCGAGUGGUGGAUCCGUAUGCCAAGGAGGACCAUCCGGAAGCGUCAGAGGUGUGGGCAGUGGACUUGGUCCGGAAACUGCUGAAGGCGCUGUUCCCAGAAGAUCACCCGACCAAGAAACUUCCGUGUAUGUUCUUCCUGCCUGAGAUGGUGUUGUCCUCCGACGCCACGACAGUGAAACUGGUCGGGUGGCACGAAAAUAACCCGCCGAAUGCCGAGUUUCAGUCGACGUUUAAAGAGAUCGUCGUGUACCGAUGGUAUGGCAUGGCGCACUUGUUUGCGUGGGUGAGCCACGGCCGCCGCUUGUGUCGGAAGCUCAUCUUCACGUCCAACGCGCGGCUGAGUUUGCACGGAUUUGUGCCGACGGUGGAAGGCCAGGGUCAAGUGGACGCGAGCAUUCAGUUUGCGGCGGGGGACUUUAUGGAGUUGCAACCGGCGGGCGGAUCGCUCGUGAUUGUCCGACGCGGUCACGGAAUGGAAGAAACGUACGUGCCCCCGCGGUUGCUGCAAGGACUCGUCCCCAGCGCCUUUCUCGAAUCGUUCAAGUUUUGGCUCGGCCAAGACAACGUCAUUCGCGGCGAGCCGCUGGAUUUACAUUCGCAGUGGUUCCGAUACCGCCUCGAAGUAGCGCUGGAACCGCAUGCUACGAUUCUGCGAAAGCCCGUCGCCGCAUCAACGACAUACGACCAAACGUCCGCGACCUCACCGGGCAUCCGUCCGCCGCCCGCCCCCGUGGCCGCUGCACUCCUUCCCCCAGUCCCCGUGAACGACGAGGACGUCGUCCACUUGAUGGCCCUCGGGUUUUCGUACGCGGGAUGUGUGCUGGCGUUGCGGGAAUGUCGCAGUGACAUGGAGCACGCGGCGCAGUGGUUGCUCGAUGAAGCCAACCAAGCCAAACUGAUAGCCGCCGAAGAAACCAUCCUGUUGGCCGAUGCCGCGGCGGCCGUGCGUGCGUCGUCCGUCAAGGACAUGAAACCGGUGAGCGACUCGAUGACGGCGGGUGACUGGGUGCUGAUCAACCCGCUGCACGUGCCGUCGCAAGAUAGCACCAUCGCGCGGCUGUGCCAAGUGCUGAGUCGUGUGGAGGAUCUGUCACAUGUGCUCAUUUGGACGACCGGUGUGGAUGCAUACAAGAACCUGGCGGGCAUUGCGUCCAUUGAGCUCCCCCGCUUGAAACUCAAACUCACACCAAUCGUGGGACCUGAGGACGGCGUCGUGAGACUGCACUUGGUGGAUCAGCCCGACUGGUUUGUCUGUCUGGACGUGCCAGCGUCGCUCGCCGCGCUGUCGCUGCCGACGGACUGCCUCGUGUUUGCCACAUCACGGGACGAACUGCGAGUGCUGGUGCCCAACCACGACUUGUACCGGCCGACGGUGGUUGGGGUGCCGUUUUCAACCACGAUUGUGCCGAAUCGAGCGUCCGCGGGGUGGCAACACGUGAUGGAGACGCGGUUCUAUCUGUACCCCGUGCACACGAGCCACCGGUUCCUCACGAGUCCGUCUCUGAGUGCGACGUUUUACUUGAUCUUGCUGCAUCUUAUGGCCCGGCAAUACGCUAGCGCCGCACAGUACAUUCGCAUGUCCCACAUCGACGUGGAGUUUACGGACGAAGAAGCGUGGAUCUUCAACCAAGUGGUGAAAACGCUCGACGACAGACACCCCGACGCCUGUGCGUGUCGAGUACUACUCAAUUUGGCGGUGCAGUACAGCCCCAACAAGUGUCCGUGGCGCAUGGCCGACGAGCUGCACACAGUGUCAAGCAGCGUCGCGCAUGUACAAGCGGCAUGCCGGCUGAGUCUGGAGGAAGAAGGCGAUGCGUUGAGGCGGAGCGAGACGCUGUCGUCGUUGCUACACACUCGACUAGCCAUCUGCCACCAACCGCAGCCGGGGACCGUGGUGACGUUAAAGCCAGCGCGGCUAAGAGUUGGAGGGCAGCCGUGGGUCAAGCUCAAUAUGCUGAGCACGAGAUUCUUGCAAGAACAUGCGACAGGUCUCACCCACGUUCGAUACAAACCCCCGGCCGCCGAGAGUUUGGUGGACGAAGAGUGCCUGAAAUUAGUGUGGGACCACAUGGUCGUGGCGGACGAAGCAAGCGGGGCCAACCGCGGGUUGGGGUGUUUGUUCUUAUACCAAUGUCUUCAAGGCCGAGUGAAGCUCCAGCUGUAUGGGGAAGACCGGACGCGGUCGCUGGCCGAGUUGUUGGGGCGGUUGCUGCACUUAAAGCUGGCGCGAUGGGGCAAGGAAGUGGUGGAAGACGGCGAGGAGGAGGUGGUGGUGCCCGUAGCCAUCACCCAGAUCAGCGCCGUCCUCGCCAGUCCGUACCACGAGUGGCCAGUGCUGCCCCAGGACCCGAGCAGCAAGAUGCAACUGGAGCGCGGCAUCAAUCUGCAUUCGAAAGCGCUCAAGGACUCGAUGCUCAAGCACUUUUUUGACCUGACCAAGGUGGAAAUGGAGACGUUGUUGCACACCACACAAGACAUCCCCCGUCUUCGCCAGCAACUCAGCCAUGCGCACCAAAGUGUGUACGAAACAAACGUGACGGUCGCGGCGUCCCCGUUCGCGCUGCUCGAGGCCCCGACCAACUCGAGUUGCAACUCGCGAGAGAUUUCGUGCGACUUGAAUCCACUGGCGCCAUUGGAUUUCCUCGACGCGGGUCGCUACGUCGUGCACACGCCCCGUGAAACCCAACUGCCGACCACGCUUCCGUUCGACUUGAAGCAGCACCCGUCGGCGCAGAGUGUCGUGGCCAAAGACUUGCUCUCUCGGCUGGCGGAAGACGUCAAGCAUCACGCCGAUGCCACGAAUUCCACGCAGGACGUGUACUUUAACGGGAUUGUCCGCGGGCAGUUCAAUCUGGCGGGGGCUGAGGAACAGCUUGACCAUCUGAUUGCCGACUGUACGACCCAGCGAACCAAAGACAAGGCCCAUCUGGAACAGUGUAUUGCCGAAUUGGAACAGCGCGUCAAUGCCGUGGACGUUGGGAGUGCAUCGUCGGACAAUGCUGCAGUGACACUGGCCAAAAGUCGGUUUUUGCUUGCUCGCCAAGCGCGCCAAAACCAACCGGCCGACCUAAACUACAUUGCCGCCUCCCUGGCAUCGACUAACAUGGCGGCGGAUCUCCAGCAAAGGAAUCCGUUUUUUGACGUGGCGACGUUGCCGGCAGUGCUCAAGUCGGUGCAGGACAUUCUCUUUGGAUGCAACCGCAUCAACCAGCUCAAUCGCUUGAUCCAAUCGGCCGAAACUUUGAAACGACUGACGUCCAACGCCAGCAUACCCCACGAACGCCUCUUGCACGCGUCCCAAGACGUGGCGCACCAGCUGCUUGCCACGCGGCACUACAUCACUCAGCAAUCGCAGUUUGACCCGCGCUUUUUGAUGUUUGAAUACGUGUUUGAGCUCAUGCUGCGGUCACGCCAGGUGGAAAUGGUGGACAGUUUCAUGCGAAGCUUACGUGGCGGGACGUCUCGCGUGCAGCAAAUGAUCAUGGGCGCAGGCAAGACCACCGUUGUGGGCCCGCUGCUCACGUACAUGCUGGCCGACUCGACGGUGCUCAUCACGCACGUCAUGCCCACGGCGUUACUUGAGCAAUCGCGCGCCGUUCUGCGCAGUCGCUUCAGCAACGCCAUUUUGGCCAAGCGCAUUUUCACGCUCAGCUUUGACCGGAGCAUCGACGACAGCCCUGACCUGAUUGUGUCGUUGGCAACCAAAUUGACUCGCGCGUGCCGGCAAGGCGACGUCAUUUGCGCGUCGCCGGAGGCCAUCAAGUCUCUGUUUUUGAAGUUUGUCGAGCUGUUGCACUCGCUGGACCAGUCGACGUUUGACGCGGACUUCGACUUGCACGAUGCGUCCAAGACUGGCCAGCGCAUCCGCAAACUGCUCACUGCACGAUCCGACAUGGCCGACGAACUGCAUCGCAUCUUGCGCUUGUGGCAGCAAGGGAUUCUCAUCAUGGACGAAGUCGACGUGUUGCUGCAUCCGCUGCGCUCCGAGCUGAAUUUCCCCAUUGGCAACAAAUUUCCCAUCGACUUGGCCGCGAAUCGGUGGGAAUUGCCCUUGUUUCUACUCGACACGAUCUUUUCCACCGAGCAUGCCGCGUUGGCCGACGCCCUCGCGUACGGAUACGAGAUUCACGCUUUACAGCGGUUUCCCCAUCUCGUGCUACUCGACCAAGGCUAUUACGACGUGACGCUGCGCCCUCUACUCACGCAACUCUUGUACACUAACUGGCUGCUUCCGCACUUGAAAAUGGGCAAGAACGACCUGUCCAAGCAAGACAUCACGGCGUACAUUGAAAGCGAGUCUCUGCAGUCGUUUCAUAUUGCCGAUCAAGUGAGCGACCAUGGCCUGAAGCUGCUCAACCUGUCGAGAGACUGGAUCCGGUCGUUGUUGCCCCACUGUUUGUCCAAGAUCAAUCGCGUGUCGUACGGACUCCUUCGGCAUCAUCACAUGCAGCACACCCACACGCCGUCGCGGCUGCUGUUGGCCGUGCCGUUUGUCGGCAAGGACGUUCCCAGUCGAUCGUCCGAGUUUGCCCACCCAGACGUUUUGAUUGGGCUCACGAUCUUGGCGUAUCGGUACGAAGGCAUCCGCCGGAGCGACGCCAAGACGAUCGUGUCGCAGCUUAAACACGACUUCUCGAGGCAGUUGGGGCCGCGGGACGAACGGCCUGCGUGCGUCUUGUUUCGGUCGUGGCUUGUCCAAGGGCUAGAGUCCACGGGUUCGGUGCACGGGGUACUGCCACUGCCGCUGUUCCAGCUCAACGAUGCGUCCCAAGUGACGCGGCUGCUCCAGCUCAUCCAGCGGUUGCCGUCGGUCGUGUACUACUACGUCCGUCAACAUGUGUUCCCGUCUUGCAUGAACUUUCAACAGCUCAAAGUGUCUGCGUGCGGCCAUGAAUUGGGCAGCCACAGUUUGUUUGCGCGGCGGGUGGGGUUUUCUGGCACGCCGUCGAAUCUGCUGCCGCUGGACUUGGGCACGUGCCACUACGAGCCGCAGUCGGACGGCAACAUCUUUAGCGUGCUCACGUCUCCAUCUGUGACGACGUUGGAACGAAAAUUGAACUGGACGGCCACGACGCUACUGCGAGACAUUGCUACCAGCGACCCGCCCGUGCACGCGCUCAUCGACACGGGCGCGCUCAUCACGGGGAUGGACAACGAACAGGUGGCGAGGUACCUCCUGAGCCAUUUGCCAGCGACGAUGGAGGGAGUAGUUUAUCUCGACACGAGCGACCGGCAGAUGAUUUUGCUGCGAGACCACGCGGCAGCGCUGCCGUUGAUUCAAUGUGGCCUCAGUCCCGACAAGCGGUUUUCGUUCUACGACCAAGUGCAUACAACUGGCAUGGACAUCAAGCAAGGCAUCAAUGCGCGCGCAGUGCUGACGCUGGGGAAGGACAUGACGUUUCGCGAUUAUGCGCAGGGAGCGUAUCGCAUGCGGGGCAUCGGUGCCGGUCAAACGAUUCACUUGUACCUAAUCCCCGAAGUCGAGAACCGAAUUCGCCAGGAACUGUCGCUGGUGGACGCCAAGUCCUCACUCGACAGCUUUCGACUGCAUGUGCCGGCGUGGCUGCUCGUCAACUCGAUGAAGAUGGAGUCGAUGCAACUGGUGCAGCUGUCGCUCCAGGAACUGCACAACAUUUGGCGCACGCGGGCGUUGGAGGCGCUAUUGGUGGACGUCGACACAAACAAAUCCAAACACUCGUCUGGCCAGCGCCUGCUCCGGUUUCACCAGUCGCUGGCGCUGCGGCCGUGCAUUGAAGCAUUCCGCGUCCAAGUGUCGUACGCUAUCGCAGCCCAAGUGCCCGUACCCCGCGCUAUCACCGACACGAUCCAAGAGCUCACGGCACUCCACGCCACCCUGCUCGAACCGUCAGAUUACGACCGCGUAGCCCAAGUCACCGCCAGAGUCGCGACGUUGAUGGAUAUGUCGAGCGAUAUGCACUUGAACGCCGAAGUGGUCCAUGAAAACGAAGCCGAGGCGGAGGAGGAAGCCGAGGAGGAAGCCGAGCAAGAGGAGCAGAAAAUGAGCGCAUACCCCCGCGACGACGAGCAUCCGGUCCCGUGGUCCACGGACGCCUUGCUGCAAUGUCCUUCGACUGGGGAUGCGUUUUACCCGCUGUCGUUGUUUCAGGCGCAGUCGGCCUGCCGCGCGAUCGCCUUCCCUGGUACAAUGCUCGUGUCGGGCAACUAUUUUCGCCGCCGAUGGAUAGGGCUCGGCGAGCGCCGCCUCAAAAACAUUGGGUUUCUCAUGGAAUGGUAUCCGAAUGCGAUUCAGAAUCACUUGAAGGAGCGCAUCGGGGUGCACUUUGUGACGCUGGUCGCGACGGGCCUGCCGCCCACCGACGCCGCCGCCCAAGCGAUUCAUCUAGCGUCGCAAGAUCCCAUGACAACAUCCGUGGCGACAGAAGGGUACGUCGUGGCACUGUCCCUCGCCGAAGGAGAAACCAUUCGACGUAUGCUGCAUUGUGCACACCCAGUGUUUACCAGCAGUCGCGUGCAGCUGCACAUGUCGGACGGCGCCCUCGUCGAGUCAUCCCACCGCGCGGGUCCGUCCCUUGCCCACCUCCCCGAGGCCCUGCAAUCCUUUCGGUUUUUCAAUAACGAAAUGUACUACACACCCGAGCAAGUGGCGGCGCUCCUGUCGGGACUCACGUCCGUGCCUCUGCAUUGGCGGCACGAUUUCUUCCAAAGCACGCUGCGGCUGCGACGCCGCGAGCGGCAGCUGUGGGGGGACACGCCAUUGGCCAAGGUGUUUACAAAGGAGGACGAGUGGCAUCUGUUGAGUGCGCGUGCCAAGAUGGAGCAAUUUCAACGCGGGAUCAAAGCCAAGAAGAUCAGUUUAGUCACGGCGUGGCACCGCUUCGACGUCAACAACCACGGCCGGCUGUCGUACGACGAGCUGUUGCGGUGUUUUGAGAGCUUUCAGCUUGGGUUCAGCCCAGGCGACUUAAAUGAAAUCAUCGGAUUGAUGGAAGGCCAGCAGGACGGCGUGACCAUCGCCAAGCUUGCGCAUGCGUUCGACGUGGACUUGCUGGUCGAAUCGAUGGUGGACAAGUCGAAUAAACCCGACGAGCACACUCAAGACCCGUGGCUGUGUGUUGUGUGCACCUUCCAGAACGACGGGCUCGUGACCAGCUGUGUCAUGUGCAACGAACCCCGCGACCACACAAAGCAAGUGGCCGAAGUGGCCCAAACGUGGCAGUGUGAAAAUUGCACGUUUAUCAACCCCAUCGCAGAAACCACAUGCGCCGUGUGCGAAAUGGGAGCCAGCGGCCGCCGUGAAGUGCCCAAGGACAAGUGGAUUUGCGACCCCGAGCAAGGCGGGUGCACGUACUUCAACCUCAAGACGGCGUUCUAUUGCGACGUGUGCAACCGCGCUCGUCCAGAUUUGGCCACGCAUCGCUUUUAGGCGACAUAACGAAACUAGCUACUAUCUUUAUAUAGACAAAAAGUUGUCAUACUUGCUGGA